AUGGCGCACGUAAUCGGUCGAAUUUAUUUGCGGACGGGGGCUGUCCUCGUAUUGGCAGGAAGCGCCUCGGGUCGCGUCGCUGGGAAGAUGGGUGGAUAUUCUAACAAAAUGGGAGGAAAGUCAACCAGCGGUAUCAACGAAGAGAUAAUUUGGAUAAGCAUAAGCAUGGCCAUCGCGAUAGCUGUUUUGAUCGCCAUCGCUCUAUGUUACAUACUGAAGGAGAAGUGCACUAAACGCCAAGCCUAUAAAGAACAAUCAUGA
Leptosia nina is the source of this 261-nucleotide messenger RNA. Lineage: Eukaryota; Metazoa; Arthropoda; Insecta; Lepidoptera; Pieridae. The record is from the annotation of a GenBank genome assembly.